ACAAAAUGGGUAGAACAGGGCACAUUUCACGGUCUUUUAUUACCUGUGUUUUUUCAUUUUCUCUUUUAAUUUCUUCGUUGAAUUUGGUAUCAUCGCAAAACAUGCAGAUUCAGGCUCUUCCACAGAUAGUAGACAUGGGAGAGGAUACACUGACUAUAGUCUGCUCCUUAAGCAAUCCAUCACAAGUCAAGUCGCUGUAUUUUAUAGAACUGCAGAGGAACACUUCCGUCUCUUUUGAAAGAUUGAUUGAUCGUACUUUAAAUACAGAUAAUUUUCAAGAAGAGACAAUAUAUACAGAUUUAACAUUACAAGGCAGGACAACAGCAACAGGGUCUCUUAAACCUCCUUCUACAGCAGAACUUAGAUUAACUUUUACAAAAAACAACGUGAAGUGUCCGGAGGAUUUCAAAGAAUACAGGUGUAAAAUGAGUGGAUUGGAUAGUAAUUCGAAUUCAAUUCCUGAACAAGACGCUGUAUCAAAUCCAGUAAAAAUUUCUUAUAGAGUUCAGCCGAAACUGAUCGAGAGGCCCAGUGUGAGGAUACUUGGACAACAGUUUGACACAAAUGAAAGGCAGUUUGAAGUAGGAGCAGCUUUACAGUUAACUUGUACAGGACAGAUAGGCAGUGAUCCUAGUGCGACGAUACGUUGGUGUGCUAAGACUGCUGGAGCACAAUCCUUCACAGGGCUACCACAGACACCACUCCCGGUCCUCACCAUCUGGCUGUCAGUUCACCUGUUCUAGUACUAUCACCUACAACCUUACACGCA
Saccostrea cuccullata (small rock oyster) is the source of this 769-nucleotide messenger RNA. RefSeq lists its product as uncharacterized. The record is from RefSeq and is a predicted model, not a curated record. NCBI's taxonomy places the organism in Eukaryota, Metazoa, Mollusca, Bivalvia, Ostreida, Ostreidae. The transcript has 4 exons. Bases 6 to 743 code for a protein of 245 amino acids.